AUGGAACCUCGCGAUUCGGACGGGGAGAAAUCAAUUCAAAAGGAAAUAGAGGAAUUCGUCGAGAACCACGGGCUUUCACAAGUUAAGGAAUUCUUUAAGACGAAGCUAAAAGGAUGGCAAGAGGUGGAGGUGAACAUCGCCAUAACGGGAAACUCGGGAGUUGGAAAAUCAAGCUUUAUAAACGCAAUACGAGAGUGAGUACAGUAUACUAUGUAGAAUUACUUUAUGUGUACCAAGAUAUCUUAAAAAAACUGGUUCAGUAAAAAUACAAAACUAAAGGACGUUAAUCAUCGUCGCGGAAGUGGUCCGCUAAAAGACUGAAAGAAACGAAAGCGGAAAACUAUAUCUAAAUCGGGAUUCAGAAAAGGCAACACAAUCUGGCCGCGAUCCUCCAUUUCAGAGUUCAGAUUGCUUCUUUUUCGGGUUUUUAGCUUUUCUUUUUCUUGUUUAUAUUGCUUACUUUUCGAGUUUUGAACGUGUUUUGUUUCCAAGUCUGGGUGCUUCCUUCGAUCCAUGUUUCCAAGUGCUUCAUUUGCCUUCCAGUUCACGGCAAUUACAAUUCCUCAGUUUUUCCAAGCCGUUUGUAGAGCGAAACGUUGCGAAGUUUCGAAACUUUCAACAGACAUUUCUUUAAAACUGCAUAUGGGGAAUAGAAUGGUAGUGAUGAAGAGGCUCACAAACAAAUAUUAUUUACUCUACCGGGAUGUUAUGUUCUUUAAAGUAUACUUGAAAAUUUCUCGGAAAGUCCGGCGCAGAAUACUCCAGGGUGCCUUCGUUAGAUCUUCCUUUAGAAUUGGACUGUAUUCUAGAUUAUUCCUUUAAUUAGAGCCUUCACCGAAAAAACCAUCUGUAUGUUUUCACCUACAAUAAUAUUCCACGAGUGCGCGUUGGGUAUGAGAUGGUGGCUGUAAUCAUCCCCUUGUUUAAAUAGUUACCAUGCAGAUUUUCUUGACUUUGUUGAAUAUUUAAUUUUUUUGAAUAUUUUUGAAAAGAGGUUUUUUUUCCUGUUCAACCAGUCAAAUGAUUACACAUAGUUACCCAUAGUUUUUCACACAUGUGAACAAUUCUGUGAAACGUUAUCACUUUGUGAAAAUGUUUUUUGAGUAAUAAUAACACCCACUAUAAAGUUUUAAUUUAUGCAAGAUGCAUCUCACAUGCACUGAAGCCUGAAGAAAUCUUACACACAAAUACACACAAAUCCUAAAGGAACAGAUAAAAAAGAAUUACGGUUUAAAAUGAUUAAAAAGAUACUUUUAGGAUUUGGAAAUCAUAGAGGAAAAUGGACCAGGCUGAUAUUAUAAGGAAAUUAUUAUACUGUAAAAUUUGACUAGUUAAAAUAACCAAUGAAAAUUGUUGCAAAAUGCCUCUGAGAGAGUCCUUUUGUUUUAGUUAGAUUGACCAAUUUAGAUUGGUUUGAAAUAACUGGAUUCUUUUGAUUUGAAAUAUCUAAUUUAAAAGAAGUUAAAAUGAAUAUAAACAGUUAUUUUGACAUUUUUGUUUGGUUGUUUUUAGUUCAAUAUUUAUGUUGUUUUAACCAUUAGUAAAUGGCAGUUUUAACCAGUUUCCUUUAAGUAAGGAUGACCAAUAUUUUUUGUUAAAUUAACUCACUUUGUUAUGAGACCAUUCCUCACAUGCACUGAAUUCCAAAUUAGUCAAGUCAACUAUUUAAAAAACUAGCCGGAAUGAACUGAGAGAACCAAUUUUCUUUAGUUACUUUUCUUUAAUAUAACUAAAAAAGAAUAGGUUACAAGAAAUUACAAGGUUCCGUUCUGGGACCCUUGCUUUUUCUCUUGUAUGUUUAUACGAAUUUUCAAAUAGGCUUCAAUUUUACUUGUUCGCCGAUGAUACUAGUUUAAGUUGUGCAAACGGAGAUCUUAAAAAACUUGAAACUGAGAUUAACGAAGAACUUUUCAAAGUGCGCUCGUGGCUAGUUGUCAAUAAAUUAACCUUGAAUAUCGAAAAAACUAACUAUAUCAUCUUUCGUGCACGCCAAAAGACUAUUCCUUUUCAUCCUAAUAUCAAAAUAAUUAAUAAUAAUUCAAAUACCAGUCAACCGUUAGAAAUGAAAAAUUAUAUUAUUUAUCUUGGUAUACUCAUUGAUUCGAACCUUUCAUGGAAAUUUCAUAUAGAUUUAGUUUGUCAAAAAGUCAGUAAAACAAUAAAUUAUCGCCAAGCUCAGACAUUUUGCUCCCCGUCAUGUACUUCUCACUUUAUGCUCUUUAAUUUUGUCUUACAUCAGUUAUGGUAUCUGUGCUUGGGGUCAUGCUGCUGAAACGUAUCUUCAUAAACUACUCGUUCCCCAGAAGAGAGCCCUUAGGCUAAUGUUCUUCUUUGAACCAAGAACUCAUGCAGUUCCGUUAUUCUUAGAAACAAAACAGUUACCGAUAUCGUUCUUGCUAUUUGAGCAAAUGAGCCUUUCAAUGUACGAUUUCCAUAAUAAUCUCGCUCCUGAUAACAUUAAGAAUAUGUUCACGAAACUGUCUUCUGUCCACAGUUACCGGACUAGAUCUGUUACUAAUGAAAAUUACUAUGUUGAACAAGUUAGAACUGACAAUACGAAGCGAGCGUUCUCUAUUUCCGGUGCUUUGAUUUGGAACAGUAUUCCACUUUCUAUCAGUCAAAACACUUAAAAAAAAUCAAUUCAAAAGCGAACUAAAGGGAAAAAUAAACUUGUUGUUUGUUUAUUGUUAAUUUAACCUUGAAAAUUCAGUAGAUUUAAAUACCUUAAAAGAAUUGAAAUAACACAUUUAAAUGGACCAUAUAAACAAACAACUUUAUUGAACGUACAUUUAUGCAGUCGAUUGUAAACGUUCUAUUCAGUAAAAUGGCGUCCUAGAAUGGAAAAUAAAGGACUGCAUCGUACUUCUAUGUAUGUAAUAUUGACUUUUCAUCGGCAUGAAUACGGCCGAUAAAAAUGAUUUAAGGUUAGCUGUUUUUCGAUUUUAUUACAGUUCUGCAGUCAUUUCUUUGAAAUAUAAAAACCCUUGAAAUUUUUCUAAGGGUCAAUAUUCCCAUUGCGCAUGUCCGUUCGUAAUCUUCUGCAUCUGAAUCAUUCUGCUCCUUCAUGCAGUCUCCAGUAGUAAUUUUUCUUAGAAACGGAAAUGAAAAUUUUUCUUUCAAACUUCCGGUAACUAAAUCGGUCAACUUUCAAGUAGAUUUUCUCUUAAUUAAUAGAACGGUAAAUUCGAAAAAGAAAACUAGAUUAUGUUUAUUAUCGCUGAACUCACUGUAAAAACAUUUUGAACGCGAAAGAAAACUUUAAAAAAAUUGCUGGUGUAGAUACCUUUAAUUAACAUGCUUUUAGGAAUAUCUACGUCCUUAAAAUUACUGCCAGCAGAAUAAAGAAGUCUAUAAUUCGACCGUUUUUCGGUUUAUGCAAUUCUUCCGAUGUCUCCUUUUCACUCUUGGAGCAGUGAACUCGUUGACUACACGUUGCGUCCACGUAGAGUUUCAGCUCAAAUGUUUAGGCAAGUCAUUGUUUGAAAUAGUAAUUAAAUUUUGAAUUUGGUAUCACUGAUAGAAAAGUAUUUACAAAUAUGUGAGCCGGGCCAAGAGAGAAAGCAAGAACCUGCAAGCUGCAGAUUAUAGCCCAAGCAGGGCUGCCCCAAGUUAAAACCUCCGCAAGGAAAUUGCCAGUAGGCAAGCAAUUAAAUCUUGCCUUGACCUGCCUUGACAAAACAACGGCUUUUGCUGCAGCAUAGGAGUUAAGCCUUUCUUCAACCCUUGGCACACAAACCGUGACAUUUACAGAAGGUCAUGUACACAAGACGAAGGAAAAUAAACAGACAUUAGUAGUGGAUAAGGCACCGGUUACUCCUUUUUUUUGUGGAUUUAAUUAACUUUUUGUGUGGUAUAAAUUAACGCAGAUGACGUCAUGCAUCUCAUUAAGAUAGGAUGAUGUCAUAGUUUAAAUUAACGCAGAUGACGUCAUGCAUCUCAUUAAGGUAAGAUGAUGUCAUAGUUUAUUUUUAGCUGGUAAGGAGCAAGUGACGUCAGAAUUUCCUAGAGUUAACGUCAUGAAAAAAAUUUUGAGAUCAUAAUCUAUAAAUAGAAAAGUGAUAUCAUCUCCCUACUUGGUCAUGAUGGUGUCAUAUUUUUUUCCAGGUAAGAUGAUGUCAGGGUUUAUUUUUACCUGCCGGUUUUUCUAUUGUUUCGAAACACAUAAAAUGGCCCUUCCUUACCAAGCAAAUCAUUUACGAAUUGUGAGAAGAAGUCAUGAAUUUUAAUCAGUUAGAAAUCAUGGUUGGAUCAGACCAGAUCAUAAUUGAUGAAGUUGAAAUGGGAGUACACAUCAUACGGGAUAAAAUAGGAGAGAUUUUUCAAGAUGUAUUUGUUAGAGAAGUGAAUCGUCUGAUCUAUGUAGCAGUGAAUGAACACCGCGAUGGUUGUAAAAUGGAUGAUUUAUCUCAACUGCAUCACACUUGCUUGACCACGGAUGCUCAGGAGGCGUGGGCAACAUAUUUUGAAUACGUGAAAGGGAAAGUAGACUUGAAAAAAUUAUGGAAGCUUGCACAGCAGGAAGUGGAAAAUAGACUAAAUUUGCAGUUAAAAGAGACUUGGAUGAAAUAUUUAGUUUGCCUUUGUAAGAUGGAUACUAGCACAGUCUAUUUACUCUAUAUGGACUUUUUAAGAAGGGACGAAUGCCAUCAAUUUGGGUGUUAUGAAUACAUGUUUGAGAAAGAUUGUUCACAAUAAAUGUAUAACAAUAAAGUGAAUUAUCUUAUUUGUGGUUCUAAGGUAAACCCUAACUUUUUUGGUUUUUGAAUAAACUCCAUUCUUGUUCCUAAUGAGUGGAAAGUCUAUUUAUAAAAAGAGGGAAUAAGAGAUGCGAUCCCCUAGUAACACAUGUCUUGUUAUUUAGCGCUAAAUAUCGGAUAUAUAACAAAACACACACACAUACAAAAAGUGGAGCUGAAAACUCUCUACUUCAAUUUUGACUCACCAUUACAAAAGCGUUUUCUCCGUUCUAUCUCGAGGAAACGAUUAACUAUUGAAAUCUCAGCGCUUGAUGAGCUUAUGGUUUUGUCAAUUUACGCUCCGUUAGCGUUAGUCAGUUAAUUAUGCCGGUUAACAAGCCUAAAGUUGAAUAAAAACUAGUUCAUCUCUACAGCUAGACCCAAGGGAGCACUUUGACUUAUUAUUGUAAAAACACAAACAAUUAAUAACUUAACAAGGAUCAAUUUAAACAAGCGACAAAUAAAUUGACAAGACACGAGAUACAGUUUUAAAAACUUUAUUAAAAACCAGUGACAAAAAGAGUCGAAUACACAGCGAUUUGGAAGGGAUGGAAAUUAGACCUCCUCUUCGUUCUCUUCUUUAGAAGGUGAAUAAAAAUUGGUUUCCAACGUCUUGGCGUUUUUGUGUGUAAUUAAUCCACAAUCGUGACACCGAAGAAAGCCCUCUUUGAUGUAUUUUCUCUCCUCGGGGAUCUCGUGAUCGCAUAUAGGACAAAUCUUGUAGUUAUCGUGCCAAAAGCAUUUAGGACAUUUCAUGAUCAAUGUGGAGUACACAUUAGAGUUUUCGCAAUGUCCACAGGGACUUUUAGAGUGAAAGGUGGUGGACGUUUCAGGGCUACUACUUUCUGCUUCCUCACUAUCGUUUUCAGUGUCGUUGUCGCUCUCUUGGGUGCCUUCAGUUUCAACGUCAUUCUCAGAAGCCACUUCCUCCUCCUCCUCCUGAUUUUCAAUAUCCGAUGAACUCUCCUCAUUAUUACUCUCAUUAUCGGAAGUAUUUUCUACAUUUCGGUAGCCUUUUUCCUUUUCUAUUAAAUCACUUAACAAUUUUUUGUUCUUGAUUAAACCUUUAUCGAUUCCUAACUCUGCAAGUCCAUCUAGAAACGUAUUCAGCGCACGAGGCUUGGUGACCUCAUUGUUAUGAGGGAGUAACACAUACUCAACUAGCUCGGCCAUGUUUGUGACGGGAAUAGUGCGCUUAUUUCGAAGUAAUUGUCCGCUGGGAGUCCAGAAAAGAAUAUCUUUGGACGCGGCCAUACUAUACAGCAAAUCAGAAGCACGCUUUACCGACACUGCUCGGGAAAGAUGACUCAAAACAUCUUUUAUUCUUGGUUCUUCUUUUAUUCUUAGUUCUUCAUCCUCGCUUUCAUCACCGCAACUUUCGCUUUCUUCAUGUUCACUCUCGUGUUCUUCUUCAACCAAAUCUAUCUUUCUCUUCAUUUUGAUGAGUACCCGUGACAGACCGUAGCUUCAAAUGAGUAACCUAUAGUUUCGUUUCCUCUUUUAUAGCAUCAAAAAUCCUAGGCUUGUAACAGCAGGUAGCAAUAGGUCUUGAAUAAAACCAUCACCCUCUUGUACAAGGAUUCGCUUCUUUGUUUUGUAAGGGACAUUUGUUUCUGCUAGGUUUACUAGAGCAUCCUUAUAUGGCAACACGUUCCGCUUAUUUUCUUCGGGGAUAAGAAUGUAUUCCUUAAGUAUAUUGUAUAAGACUUGGACUAAUGCAUGUAGUUGUUGUGGACUGGCUGUCCGUAAAAGAAACUGUCGCUGAUGAGCUGGACAGAUAGCUAAGAGUUGAAGAAAACCACAAUUGUUCUUGGCAACUCGAGACAUUGCGACAAACUGAACUUAUCAUUGUAGUUUGCAGUCUUUUAUUGACUGUCGUGGAGAAAAACAAUGGAAAUGUGGUGGCGGUGGAGGGAAAACAAUAGAAAUGUGGUGGCGGUGGAGGGAAAACAAUAGAAAUGUGGUGGCGGUGGUGGUGGUGGUGGAGGGAAAACAAUAGAAAUGUGGUGGCGGUGGUGGCGGUGGUGGAGGGAAAACAAUAGAAAUGUGGUGGCGGUGGUGGUGGGGGUGGUGGAGGGAAAACAAUAGGAAAGUGGUGGUGGUGGAGGAAAACUAUUGAAUUGUAUAGCCUUCAAAACUAUAUCAAUGCGCAUUAUGCUAACAUUUUCUCAGUCUACAUUCUGCUCCUGAGGAGUUAACAUGAGUUGGCUCUGUUCUGUCUGCGAAAAGUCCUUUAGUAGAAAGGAUAGCAUGCAAAGGCACGUGAUGUCUAAACACUGCAAUGCUGGUCUCACCCCAUUUCAAACAAUUCCAAUAUUUUCACAGAAAUGUCAGCGGUUUCGCUUCGAGCACCCUUUCACCUCCAUGAUUGCCGGAAUGACCGGGUCCGGAAAAACGGUCUGGGUUCGAUCGCUAUUGCAACAAGCUUCAGAGACCAUUUACCCUCCCCCGAAGAGGAUCGUUUGGUGUUAUUCACAAUGGCAGCCUGCGUAUACACAAAUGUUAGUCGCCAUGCCAAACAUUGAAUUCGUCAAGGGAAUUCCUACGGCUUUGGAGCAGGAUUCCUAUUUUGAUGUGAACAAACGGAAUUUGAUCGUGUUUGAUGAUCAGAUGAUUGACGCUAGUAAAGAUAAGCGAAUUGUGAACCUCUUUACUCGUGGUUCUCAUCAUCGCAAUCUGAGCGUGAUUUAUAUCGUGCAGAAUCUAUUUCAUCAGGGGAAAGGUAGCCGCAGCAUAAGCCUAAACAGCCAUUAUCUGGUGUUAUUCAAGAAUCCACGAGACAAAUUGCAAAUCUUGACUCUGGCGAAGCAAAUGUAUCCCGGGCAGACGGAUUUCUUUUUAAAUCAGUAUGAAGAGGCUGUAAAAAGACCUUUUGGUUAUCUUCUGAUUGAUCUGAAAACUACUACCCAAGAUAAUUGUCGGUUGCGAACAAACGUCCUGCCCAGUGAAGAAGGCUUUAACCAAGCAGGGUUUCAAGAAAAUAUUCCACAAGAGCUUCUAAAAUAUCUGAAGCAGCAAACUCUUUCGCCUGUCCCGCUUCUUCCAGCUAUGCAAGAAAUACACGGCAACAUGGAUAACGUGCUUUCUCGAAACGAUCUUCGGGACGAUGAAAAAGCUAAACGAUACCUUCAGUUGCAAAACAGAUACCUGGCUUUUAAAGAACAAUUAAAUACAAGAACACGACCGGGAGAAAUAAUCAGCACUGUUCCAGACUUAACAUCAAGGACACAAGAUUCUUCGACAGCAGCGACAGCAUUCUCGACUCCCCUCAACCCCUUUAAUGUAACACCUGAAUUAACACAAGCGGCUAUCUCUCAAAAACCUGACAAAGAAAGCCACACCCCUCCACCACCCUUAAAUCCUGCUCUCCUGACCCCUCCUCCCACAGUAGAAACCCCAUCACAACAAGGCCCGAAGCGUAAAAGGCGUCGAAUUCAAUUUGUAAAUUAUUUGGAUGAUCAUAAAGCCCAUGCCAAACAGCUGAAGAAACGUCGGCAUAAGAAAUUCAAACCUUACAAGUACUCCAUGGGCGAAGAAGAUGAAGAUUAAUUAAUUUCCAUUCCUUCCAAAUCGCUGUGUAUUCGACUCUUUUUGUCACUGGUUUUUAAUAAAGUUUUUAAAACUGUAUCUCGUGUCUUGUCAAUUUAUUUGUCGCUUGUUUAAAUUGAUCCUUGUUAAGUUAUUAAUUGUUUGUGUUUUUACAAUAAUAAGUCAAAGUGCUCCCUUGGGUCUAGCUGUAGAGAUGAACUAGUUUUUAUUCAACUUUAGGCUUGUUAACCGGCAUAAUUAACUGACUAACGCUAACGGAGCGUAAAUUGACAAAACCAUAAGCUCAUCAAGCGCUGAGAUUUCAAUAGUUAAUCGUUUCCUCGAGAUAGAACGGAGAAAACGCUUUUGUAAUGGUGAGUCAAAAUUGAAGUAGAGAGUUUUCAGCUCCACUUUUUGUAUGUGUGUGUGUUUUGUUAUAUAUCCGAUAUUUAGCGCUAAAUAACAAGACAUGUGUUACUAGGGGAUCGCAUCUCUUAUUCCCUCUUUUUAUAAAUAGACUUUCCACUCAUUAGGAACAAGAAUGGAGUUUAUUCAAAAACCAAAAAAAGUUAGGGUUUACCUUAGAACCACAAAUAAGAUAAUUCACUUUAUUGUUAUACAUUUAUUGUGAACAAUCUUUCUCAAACAUGUAUUCAUAACACCCAAAUUGAUGGCAUUCGUCCCUUCUUAAAAAGUCCAUAUAGAGUAAAUAGACUGUGCUAGUAUCCAUCUUACAAAGGCAAACUAAAUAUUUCAUCCAAGUCUCUUUUAACUGCAAAUUUAGUCUAUUUUCCACUUCCUGCUGUGCAAGCUUCCAUAAUUUUUUCAAGUCUACUUUCCCUUUCACGUAUUCAAAAUAUGUUGCCCACGCCUCCUGAGCAUCCGUGGUCAAGCAAGUGUGAUGCAGUUGAGAUAAAUCAUCCAUUUUACAACCAUCGCGGUGUUCAUUCACUGCUACAUAGAUCAGACGAUUCACUUCUCUAACAAAUACAUCUUGAAAAAUCUCUCCUAUUUUAUUCCGUAUGAUGUGUACUCCCAUUUCAACUUCAUCAAUUAUGAUCUGGUCUGAUCCAACCAUGAUUUCUAACUGAUUAAAAUUCAUGACUUCUUCUCACAAUUCGUAAAUGAUUUGCUUGGUAAGGAAGGGCCAUUUUAUGUGUUUCGAAACAAUAGAAAAACCGGCAGGUAAAAAUAAACCCUGACAUCAUCUUACCUGGAAAAAAAUAUGACACCAUCAUGACCAAGUAGGGAGAUGAUAUCACUUUUCUAUUUAUAGAUUAUGAUCUCAAAAUUUUUUUCAUGACGUUAACUCUAGGAAAUUCUGACGUCACUUGCUCCUUACCAGCUAAAAAUAAACUAUGACAUCAUCUUAUCUUAAUGAGAUGCAUGACGUCAUCUGCGUUAAUUUAAACUAUGACAUCAUCCUAUCUUAAUGAGAUGCAUGACGUCAUCUGCGUUAAUUUAUACCACACAAAAAGUUAAUUAAAUCCACAAAAAAAAGGAGUAACCGGUGCCUUAUCCACUACUGACAUUAGAAAAAUUUAGUCCAUUUAUCAACAAUUCAGUCCUCCAAGUAGUUUAAAACAAAAAUAUAUGUAUAUCAGUAUGUCAUCUGACUUCUCUUUUACACAUGAUUCUCUGAUCAAUAUUAAUUGUUUUUCAAAUCUUCCAUUAAAAAAGGCAUGACACAUCAGACACAUGGCAAUAAAAAUGCAGUCUUGGUUGUUGACGUUUUGGCGCUAAAACGCUAACGAACCACCAACGGUAAUCGGUAAUUCACAAAAAAUUCAGUUGGAUGUAUUCUUCUCAUUCUCCUUUACAUCCGUCUUCUCUCGGGCUAAUUGUUCUGGGAGGGUAAGCAAGACUUUUAAGCGCAGCAGAGAGGUUUAACUUCAAUUUGAAAUUUCAAAGAUAAUGAACACCAACAAUGGGCUAUACCGCUCUUUCACAGAUUUUUGACCAAAAGAGAAACUGUUCGCAGCCCUUGCCCUGUUUUGCGAUUUCAGAUGGUAAGAAAACUGCUUCAGGUCUUACAGUACUGUGAAACAAUACUUCAAAAGCCUGAAGAAGAAACCCAGGGCGAGACUAUAGUUUUUACCUCAACCUCACAAAUUAUGGAAAUUGUACUCACCUCGAAAUGCGUCGGUGUAAUCUUUGAAUGGUUUCAUUAACUCUAUCCUUAGCAGUCACUUAGAGCCUCUAUCAUCCCCUGCUAUAACAUUCGGCCUUUAUACAUCAUUCUUAACUUGAGGCAGACAAAGGGUAUUCUUGGUUUUCACUCGCGUGGGAAGGCAGAAACAAAAAUGAAAACCUUUUAAUACAGAAAGUCCAGAAUCUGGGAAAUGAAAGAAGAUAAAUAUACAAAAAGCCAUGCCACGAAUCAGGUAUAUGCAAUAGUUCAUAUGCAAGAUAUUCGGAAAAACGUUUUACCCAAAUUUAUAAAGCUUUGUAUAGAGACGCCAUGUUUGUAUCCCCUUCAGGGGCACAAUUAUGGCCGCCGGAAACCAAAAGAAACAUCCGUUUUUGAGUUUUCCUACUUAUGCGUUAAUUCGUCGCUUGAGGAACUGAUAAAGAUUAAAGCAAUAUUUAUUCUAAGACAAGGAAUGUUUAGAUAGCAAAAUCUCCAAAAAUCCGUAAUGUUUUUAACCCACAUAAGAGCUUCCCAGGCCGCCAGCUAAAUGCCGCGUCACGCAAAAGCCUGGAAAUUCAAGCGUCCUGUAUCGCAAAACAAAGAACCCUUUUGAACCGAAAAUUUGUUUGUACAAAGGUUUUAAGGUGCUCUAAUAUCACAUGAAAGUAGAAACUAAGAAGAAGCGAUAGUUCCUUAGUUUGAAUUUUGGUGACGUCAUGAGAAAACCAAGAAUUCAGGAGUCGUAAUAUCGACAAUGUUUAACAACAUCAUCGAUCCUGAUUGGAUGUUGAUUGGACGAAAAUUGGCGCCCUGUCACUUUAGCUUCCGGUGACUAAGAUUUUAGAAUAGCUAUGUAGGUGAUCUGUUGAUUUACUGCGUUUCCUUUGACUCACGAAAUUCAAGUUGCUGUAAAUUUUUUUUACUUGAACUGUGAGCCAAAAACGAUGAUACGAAAAGAAGACGAAAUUUAUCAAAAGGCGAAAAAAUAAAUAAAUAAAAAAAUAUAUAAAUAGAACAAGAAGAAGAAAUGGUGUUACAUUUUUCAGAAAAGAUAGGAACCACAUUGACAUUCCUCAGAUUCCUGUCAUCUACUUGAAGUCAUGCUUUGUUGUACAGUUGGUUGCAUCAAAGGAGGAUAGUUGUUGUCAGCAGUCACAAUAUUUACUGUUGCUCAUGUAAGCAAUUCUGCAGUUUGUAGGAGUCAACCUUUAAUUAAGUAAUAGUAAUAGUAAUGGAUUGUAAAGCAUAGUCUGGUUUUAUUCUAGACUGAUUUUGACUGAUUUUGAAAAACGUCAUUUUACCACCCACAAUACUAGUUGAAUUAACUUAUUUCAAUAGUUAUCGGUUUGGAGCGUGUAAUCUAUUAUUGAAAUAGUUGAAAUAUACAUUAUAUACAUUACAUUAUUCGUCAUUAUCUGUCAUUUUUUAGCCUCAAAGUGGCUUUUUUAAAGUUAAGAGUACUUAAAACUGCUUUCCAUUCGACUUAGAUGUCAUAUUGUUAAAAUGCACUUGAAAUUUCUUUAGCCGCGUGUUAGCAAAUCCAGUCAGAAAUACAUUCAGUUCAAACGAGAAAUUUACUUUCCACUUUCUGAUUUUUUAAUAAAAGAAGGCGUUAAUGAAUCUUAAAUAUGAAGCCCAAAAAUGUUUUAUGUGGUCAAUAUUCACAUACCUGCAUCCUCUCCCUAGCUUUCUCCCUCCUAAAUUAAAUGAAAAAGAUUGUCAGAAUUCUAUUGAUUUAUUUUUAUACGAACAUAGUAAAUCACAAUGUUAUUUAGUAAAUAAUUUUGGUAGACUUUUACAAACCCAAGAUUCCAAGCAAAAUUGGAAGUUGAUUUAGAAUAUCCAGAGUCACUUCACGAUUUACAUUUGAUUAUCCUUUAGCUCCAAAAGAGACGAAAAUAGACAAUGUAAAAAAAAUGAUUUCACCUCAGAAAGGACCUACACUUUGUAUUACGUUAUGAAACUCUCAGACAAUAUUUGCUAUUAGGUCUCAAACCAAAAAAAAGUACAUAGAGGAAUAAAGCUUUAUAAGUCUAAAUGGAUGGAACCUUAUAUUAACAAAGAAAUUACAAAACUGAGACAACAAUCACAAACUGAAUUUAAAAAAGAUUUUUUCAAGUUCAUGAAUAAUUAUAGUGUUUUUUUUUUAAAAAAGGUUUGAAAACAUAAGAGAGGGUUGAUGUAAGAUUAGUAUACGAUAAAUCAGCAAAGCCAAAUUUUGAAUCUGUUAGAAUAUUAGUCCAAAUCCAUUAGCUUUUAAAUGAAGAAAACACAGGCAUAUUUUAAUGAACUAAUAUUUGAUGGAUUACGUUUUUUAGACUUAUACUUUAAAGCAUGAUUUUCAUUACACCUACAUAAACGUCCAAUUCAACAGCAAAGCAAGACUUUUUGUUUACUGACACAGAUAGUUUAAUGUAUGAAAUACCAACAGCAGAUUUUACAAAGAUAUAUCUAAAGAUGUUGAGAAAAAAUUUGAUAAUUCUGAUUACGCAGAAAAUCAAGAUGAAGGUUGUGGAAAACUACAGUUCAACCUCUCCAAAACGGCCACCUUGGGGACAAAAGAAUGUGGCCGUUGUGGAGAGGUAGCCGUUAGAGGUAAUUGGUGUCACCCGCUUAGAAUAAAGGUUAUUAUUAUGGGGAGGUAGGGGGGUAAUAUAAAUUUUUUUUUCUUGGGGGAGGGGGGGGGAGCACAAAGUUUAUUGUACUUAGUUCAUGCUCACCAAAUCCCAUAAUGGUAUUCCAUAGUAUAUAGUAUCAUAAAGAGAUAAAAUACCAGAAAAAUUCAAUAAUGCUUGCUUGAAUCACAAUUUUGACUUGACAAAACGAGCAAGGUUUGCAAUAUUCGCUACAAGUAUUGAAGACAAUUUAUGCUUACUGCAGCAGUAUAUAUGAAACACAAUCAAAAUAUGAUUGCCGCGAUUAAUCAUCCAAACGCCAUAAGGAUCAAAUUUCAUGACCAUUCUUGACGUUUUCAUCAGUACCUGAAAAAACUGGCGGUUGUUGAGAGGUUAUUUUGGCAGUUGGAGACCCGCUUUAGUGGCCGUUUCCCAAAUUUAAACAAGAGUCAGUGUAUCGACUGUGGGCUGGGACAAAAAUAAUGGCCUUUAGUGGAGGUUCGACUGUAUAUUCUUACAAGUUGGAAAACGGAAAUGACUGAGAAAAGAAGAGUAAAGGUACAAAAAUGUGCAAUUAAGAAAGAGGUAACUUUUGAAGAAAUGAGAAAAAUGAAUAAUGAGAAAUGUUAGCGGUCACCAAAAUGAAAAUGAGCCAAACAGGAACACAUACAACAUUUUCUCCAUGAAAUGUGUAACGAGGAAGUUCACGUUGUAGUAGUUUAAAGCAACAGCAACGAGAUGUACAAAAAAGUGUGAACGUGCAAAGUUGUAUUGUUGCUAAUUAGACCUAUUGAUUUUUUUGCUGUUCUCGUUCUCGUUGCCGUUUAGCAUUACAGGAUUUUAUGUGUUGUUUAAGUAAACUAUAAUUAUAUAUAUAUAUAUUUAGCCAGGGCUAAAAGCGAGGCCCCCCGUUUAUAUGCUUAUAACUAGACAGGACUAGAGGUAAUCAUUGAUUACCGAUUCGCGUUCGUCACUUACGGAAUCGAAAUCGGGUCGAAAGGAGCUAGUUAACCUUCAGAGGGAGGGAUUACAUGAUUAAGAAAAAAUUUCCUGCAAACACACCUGAAAUGAAAAACUAACUCUCCCAGCAAGCUAAAAGUCGCAUAGCUACAGACAAAAAAAAAAUCAAUGUGCAUCACGUUCGAUCACAGUAGUAGAAUUCUACCAAACUAAGUAUACAUUAAGUUAUAAGUUACAAUUUCUAGGUUCAGUAUUUCUGUCUUUAAGGGAAGACGUAAAAGAAACAUCAGGCCGUCUUAGGGACUUAUGUGUUCCUUAAGCCCCUUUUUUUUAAACUCGGAACCCAAAGAACAGUUUUGUUUAGCUUUUACAUUUACAUCUCACAAUACCUGAUAAAAAGCUUUACCGUAGGGUGUUUAUUUUCUUUGAGGACAGACAUACGAAAGCAGAUUAGAACCUUUUUCGAUACUAUUAACAGUCUAUAAUUUUUUGACCUACACAAACUGUGCAGUAUGUGUUCAGGUGUUGUGCAGUGCAUACACUUUUAGAAGCGUUAUAACAACUUAAAACUGGAAAAAAAGACAAACUCGGGCUCGAAAAGCCAACCAAAGACCAAAAGGCGCACUUUUCAUGAGACGAACCAAACUUAAGUGAGUUAAGUUCAUGAAAAAUUCGACGUCUGGCUCGGUUAAAUUCGUCUGAAUGAGUUUGGAUCAACUAUCAGACGUAACUAUUUCGAGCAACUGUCUGCCCUCUUUGAAUAUACUCUCUAGACAGAUUGUGAUUGGCCUACCAUUUCUAAAGCCUUUAAAAAAAUAUGGGACUAAACUGUCUGUGGGGGGGUCGUGUCUACUUAACGUACGGUGACUUCAUAACCAAAAUUUCUCGCAUUGAUAAGUUCCCAAUGUCCAUAGCAAUGGUGCUCUGCCGCGCGCGAGGGCUACGCUGUUUGCGAGAACUGGGCUUUUAGCCCUGGCUAAAUCUAUUUAGCAAAAUCCAACUAGUGAUCUAUUAUCAAUGCUGCGUUCUGAUUGGUUGAGCUACUACUAGGCUAUAUGUUAUAGCCCACUAGUAGCGAAAAGCGUGGGCUUUUUGGCGGCAAAAAAGGAUUAAAGCCUAGCUUAAACUAGCUAAAAUUUUUUAAUUCUCGAUAUUUUUGACCAACUAGUUGGAUUUUACUAAAACAAUUAUUCCUCUCGCCCUCAUGGCCUUUGAGUCAAUAGCUAGCCUGCGUAGCAUGGCGGUUUUGGUUAGGCGCGCUAAGUAAUAAAGGCGGGCGAGGGCAGAGAAACCGCGAGGAGAUUGGGGCGGGAGCAACUUUUUCUCGCGGCUUCGCCGCUCGUUCUCGCGCGCUUCGCACGCGAAUUUUGCGGCUUGGCCGCUCGUGCGCCCGGCUCGACAAAACCGCCAUGCUACGAAGGCUAGUCAAUAGCCCAUUCGGCCUUCGGCCUCGACUCAUGGGCUAUUGACUCAGAGCCCAUUCGGGGUUGAGGAAUAAUUGUUAAAUCACAGCACAAACACAAACAUCAACUUAAUAAAUAAGAAGCUUGCUUUCAGACACACCAACAAGAAAGCCUUUUAUCGCCAGCAACUAAUGCGGCUGCCAAACUCAUAAGGGUUAAAACGUGUAACUCGGGUUCAAUGCUCAUGAAUAUUCACUUUUCCAAGUACAGUGAAACCUCUGUUAAGCGGACACCUUCGGGACUUACUUUUUGCAAGACUUUAAGGUGAGCUUUGAUCGCGGAUUACAAUCAUACGGCCGGAUAUCGGUCUAAUUUACAGUUUUUGACAGCUAAAUGUAUUGAUUUAUCUAUAAUAAUCGACUACAGUACGUAUCUCAAGGACAUAAUCCAAUAAUACUAUAUUAUCAAUUCAGUCUGGUGUCUGCUUAAUAGAGGUUUUUAACAUAUAGAAAUUAGCCAAAUACAAUUUAUUUUAGUGUCUGCGUCCGCUUAAUAGAGGUGUCCGCUGAAUAGGGGUUCUUUAUAAAGGGAAAUACAAGACGUUAAUUUCGGGACCCGGCUUAGUGUCUGCCUAAAAGUUUUCGGCCAUAUUUUUAAGCGGGCGCGGAAACGUGGAGUAAAAGUACGUCACUUCGAUUGGUCAUUUAUCUUUUUUUCCCGUUCCAAAUAUAGCACUGGCGAAAAUGAAUAUUCACAAGCACUGGAUAACGCAAACCUAUAAGAGUUACAAGUUUAACCCUUUAAGCCCUAAGAGUGAAUCAGCAUCAAAUUUCUCCUUGUAAUAUCAAUGCUUUGUAAAACAGAGUGGUCAUAAGAAUUACGGACAUGAUCACACAAGAUGAAUUUGCUUGAUAUUUUAUCAACUUCUACCCACAAGUUCUGUAGGAAAUGAAUAGUGCCAGCAAAUGAGAAUUCAUAUUUUGAUCUUAGGGUUUUAGGGGUCAAACCUCUUGUGAGCUUCUGUUCAUGCACAAUUUUCGGUGGACGAACAAAUACGUGUUCUAUCGACAGAAAAAUUGGACAAAACUUUCCAGCUCCUAUUCACUAAUCAUAAGCAUGCAUUAUUUGAACUGCUUAACAAAAACAAACCGGCGCUUAUGAAACCAUCAAAUAAUGAUAUGUCUAUAGUACGUCGUUGCAGAUGAAGGGUGGGUUUAAGGUGGGCUGGGGGCUGUAAAGCCUGGUUUUCACUAACGCAUAAGCAUAUGCAUAAGGACAUACGCACGCGCAACAGGGCAUAUUUGACUCAAUUCUCGAUACCAGCUCUCCUCAAGCCGAUGAUAAACAAGAUGGCGGACGAAGCGUCCACCAUAUUGCUUUUGAUAUGUUCGCACGAGGUCUGGGUCAAAGUGACCUAUGAUUGGUCCACGACCUUGUGCUUAUGCUUAUGCAUAUGUCAUUUUCUCUAGUCAAAGCUGCGACAUAAUCAAAAGCACAAACACAAGAAGAACGACCUUGUCCAUUUUUCUUGUGCUUAUGCUUAUGUCGACCCAGUUUUCACUUGCUUACACAUGUGCUUGUGCUUAUACUUACGCAUAUGCGCUAGUGAAAACCAGGCUUUUUUUUUUAAAGAGAAACGGUUUGAGCAUAUACAAGCUACCUCCAGCUGACUGCUGUCAGGCAUUUUUCUACUGUAAAGUAAUGAGGCUUCUUAAAAAUGAGAAAGAAUUUCACCCCCCUCCCAACGAUGAUACCGACAAGAAAAUUUUCGGUGCCUGGCUCAUGCGAUGACGGCAAAGAAAUCUGCUGCACGUUCAGAGUCUAAGUUGUUUACACGAAAUUAUAUUCCAUGUAUUCUAACUGUACUCUCCCGUUUUUCUCCUAAGUAAUUGAAAACGAAAGUAAAGGUAAACAAAAGUAAAGAGAUACGGAAGUAUAAGUAAAUAGAAGGAAAAGUGAACGGAAUUGGAAGGUAGUGUACAAGUGGUGCUCCUCAAAAGGAAUGAAUGUGACUAACCGGUUAUCGAUCAAACUACUUUUUACCUUACGUAGAAAGCAUGGAGAAAGCGAAAGCUUUUGUUUAGGACUGAUUUUAUGGAAAGGAAGCUUUCCGUGUGACUUGAGGAAAUAUCUGACUGUCAAUUGCUUUUUUCGGUAGACUUAUGGAUGAUGAUGAAGGGGCAGCUGAAGUUGGCGUCACGGAGACCACAAGAGAGCUGAAAGCAUACGAUCACCCAACCAAUCCUAAAAUCAUGUUUUGGGAUUUACCGGGAAUAGGGACUCCCAACUACCCCGACAUGGCGACUUACUGCGAAAAGGUAGAGUUGGAGAAGUUCAAUGCGUUUCUUAUCUUGACAGCCGUCCGAUUAACCGUGAACGACUUGGAACUGGCCAAGAAAAUAAAAUCAAUUAAUAAGAAUUUUUUCCUCAUUCGCACAAAAAUUGAUGAAAAUGUCAUAGGAGGACGGAGUCGAAAGUGGUCAUUCGAUGAAAAGGCAAUGCUACAGAAGAUUCGAAGCGACUCUGCCGAAAACCUGGGUGACCUGCUGAGCGACGAGCGUGAUAUAUUCUUGAUAAGCAAUCACGAUCGUGACAAGUGGGAUUUCGCCCGACUACUUCAGGCCAUUCUGGAUGCACUGCCAACAUAUCAGAGAGAGAGUAUAGUCUUACCGCUUAGCAAUUCCGUGACAACUGAUAUUUUGCAAAAAAGGGUUGAGGUUCUCAGAGGGCGCAUUUGGAAAGUAGCUACUUUAUCUGCAGCCGUCGCGUUCUUUCCGAUACCUGGGUUAUCCAUUGCCGUUGAUAUCCCGUUGAUAUUGAACGAAUUCGCCCUUUACAGAUCCCAACUUGCUCUUCCAGAGAAAGGAACGGCUGAUUUUGAAAAGCUACAUGUGACAACCCAAGACGCAGUCGCUAAGAUUAGUAUAACAACCGCUGUUCAAUUAGCUGCCUACUUAUCAGUUUUUGCCACAGAAUCAGCCGUUGAGGAAGCCGUCAGUUAUAUCCCGAUUCUGGGUUCGAUGAUAGCCAGUACCAUGUCGUUCACCACCACGUAUGCUGCACUUCAGCAGUGUUUGAAAACGGUGGAAGAAACAGCAGUGUUGGUGAUGAAGGAAGCUGCCAUAGAAGCCGCAAACGAGGAAAUCCUGGAAAUCGAGUGA
This is a messenger RNA of Porites lobata, 18534 nucleotides long. The record is from the annotation of a GenBank genome assembly. NCBI's taxonomy places the organism in Eukaryota, Metazoa, Cnidaria, Anthozoa, Scleractinia, Poritidae.